Molecule: messenger RNA, 404 nt
Organism: Sinocyclocheilus anshuiensis
Lineage: Eukaryota; Metazoa; Chordata; Actinopteri; Cypriniformes; Cyprinidae
Product: protein shisa-4-like
Exons: 3
Coding region: 111-356 (81 amino acids)
Source: RefSeq, a predicted model, not a curated record
CAUACGAUUGAUGACCAAAAACAGGAAAAAAAGUGUGGUUGGUUCUUCAGAUUUGGUAAUAGUGUAGGCAUCAAGAGAAGGUGAGGUAGAUAAAGAGGAAGAGCUGCGCGAUGGCGUCUACCUUAGCGGUUCUUCUGCUCCUGUCUGCAGGUUUAUUUACGGUAAAAGCCGGUUUUGGUGAGGACUGUGAGAGCUACUACACCAUCUAUAACGAGUACAGGCCUGGGUUUAAGUGCUUUUUUCAGUACUGCUGUGGAAACUGUGAUAACAGAUUCUGCUGCCCCAGUGAACAUUUGAAGUUAACCGCGUCUGUUCAAAGCCUCUGCGCUAUCAGAAACAGUGAAACACUUACUUGAUAGUAGUGGGGGUUGUGUUCCACAUUAUUGUGUUCAUCAUCUGCUGCU